Rubroshorea leprosula is the source of this 675-nucleotide messenger RNA. The record is from the annotation of a GenBank genome assembly. NCBI's taxonomy places the organism in Eukaryota, Viridiplantae, Streptophyta, Magnoliopsida, Malvales, Dipterocarpaceae.
GUGUUUUGAUAAUCGGACUGGAAACGGAUGCCCAUUCUGAGGAACGGAUGUCCUUUACUGCUGCCGGGAGGAUGAUUGCCGAGUGUCCGAUCCAUCGGAAUAGAGUUUAUGGUGUGCUUGCAAAAGCUUGGGCGGAUCGUAAGGAUUUCCAGGUAAAUGAAGUUGAAGAAAACCUUUAUGCUAUCUCUUUUCAUUCUGUAUCUGACCUGAUGUAUGUUCUGGAAAAUGCUCCAUGGUCUGUUGGAGGGUUUUUGUUCAAUGUUAAACGAUGGGCUCCGGGUAUGUCUUUGGCUGAAAUUGACUUCUCACUAGAAUCUUAUUGGAUACAAGUUCACGGUCUGGAUGUCGAUGAAUUGACCUAUAAUAGUGCUGUUACUAUAGGCAGUAGUCUGGAGAUUUUAAUCAAAGCCGAGAACCCGAUAGUUAACAAUGUUUUAUUUAGGGGUUUCUUAAGACAUAGAGUUCAAAUUGAAGUUUUUAAGCCCCCUUUGCUGGAUUCCAGUCCCAUUCUCAGAAUCAUGAGGAUAAGUGGGCUGAACGAAAGCAUGAGAAGCUCUCAAACUUCUGCUAUAACUGUGGUAAGUUAGGUCACUUAGAUUCUGUGUGUGGAGAAGAGAUGGUCAUGCCUUUGAAGGAUCCAAACCAACCUAUGUAUAGUAAAUGGCUGAGAACUGC